This is a messenger RNA of Westerdykella ornata, 651 nucleotides long. RefSeq names its product SFT2-domain-containing protein. Lineage: Eukaryota; Fungi; Ascomycota; Dothideomycetes; Pleosporales; Sporormiaceae. The record is from RefSeq and is a predicted model, not a curated record. Gene Ontology annotation, biological process: vesicle-mediated transport. The transcript has 5 exons. Gene Ontology annotation, cellular component: membrane. Bases 1 to 651 code for a protein of 216 amino acids.
AUGGCGUCCGCCUCGCUCCGGGAUUCCUUAAACUCGCUGGGUUGGAGCCGAAGGGACGCCGAUGUUCCCGUGAACACAUCUUCUCCCUCCUUGAUUGGGAGGCUCCAAAACCUCAAUCCGUUUGGUUCCGGUGGCUAUGUUAGGCUGCCGACUACUGAGAAUCCGGGAGCUCCGCUGCCAGCACCCACCCGGAGGGAAGAGGAAGAAGGCUGGUUUGCGCUGAGUCGCUGGGAUCGGCUGCUCGUCUUCGGCGGUCUCAUGGUUGCCUCCCUGGCCAUGUUUGCCCUUUGUUUCGCAUUGAUGUUCACUGGUGUACUGCUUGUUAAACCCCGCAAGUUUGCCAUUCUGUGGUCUAUGGGCAGUCUUCUAUUUCUGGUAUCUUGGGGUGUUUUGAUGGGCCCCACAGCAUACAUUCAUCACCUCAUUUCUGGGCCCAGACUUCCUUUCAGCGCAGCGUACUUUGGUAGCAUUGGGCUCACUCUGUGGUUUUCGCUCGGGUUACACAGCACCCUUCUCACCUUCAUCGCCUCGCUCCUGCAGCUGGUCUGCCUCAUCUGGUACCUGGUCUCCUACUUCCCCAUGGGCUCACAAGGCCUGCGGUUUGCUGCGAGAUUCGGAGGGAGCCGCGUCGCAGCCUGGAUGAAUGACUGA